Cooperia oncophora is the source of this 984-nucleotide messenger RNA. The record is from the annotation of a GenBank genome assembly. NCBI's taxonomy places the organism in Eukaryota, Metazoa, Nematoda, Chromadorea, Rhabditida, Trichostrongylidae.
AUGGUGUAUACAGUACAUUACCAGGGUUGGCAUAAAAGAUACGACGAGCGAAUUCAUCAGUCAAAAUGCCCUGAAAUGUUCCUGCCGUUGACCGAAGCGAAUAUCGCCAAAGCGAAAGCAGACAUACAAGAGGCAAGUGCUGCUAAGACGAAACGGAAGAAACAGAAGUUAGAAGACGAUGACGCACGAAAGAGCGAAAAUGGAAGUCGUGCAUCAACACCAAGUGAUCGUGCAGGAAGCAGUUGCCAUGCACCCAGUGUUUAUAGCGAUCGUCGUGGUCCUGUCUCAAAAUCUUCGGAUACUCCAGUACAAAAAAGUGAACCAGAGGCGACGGUCUUGGCUUCGCCGGGCCCAAAAAUUAACGCGCAAGUCGAGAUGUUGAGCGAUUUGCCGAAAUUGUUCAAGAAGAUCCUGGUUGAAGAAUAUAACGCUAUUGUGGUACAUGGAAAACUAGCAGUUCUACCUGCAAAAGUGAAUGUCUUCAACAUCGUUGAGAAAUACCUAAUAUUCACUAGGAAUCUAUUCCCGCAAAACGUUGAAAUCGAUGUGGUACACGAAUUCGGAACAACGCGUAUUCCUGGUGUGGACACCCUUUGCGCUACUGCUCUCAAUCUACGAGAUUAUUUUGACAUUGUCCUUGGCUAUCAGCUGCUGUACAAAUAUGAGAAGCCUCAGUACCAAGCUUUGGCAAAGCGUGAGCAGGAGAAAUUUGAUGGGGAGGGGGUGAAAACGCCGGAGACUUCAGGACGUAGGCGAAGGCAGGCUCGCGAUGCCAGACCGUCACUUCCACCUCUUGUGGUAUACCAGUUGUUGGAAGGUGGUCCUUUGCGACCUGAAAUGCUUCGUCCAUCGAAAUUCUAUGGUCUUUGUCAUCUACUGCGGUUGUUGGUGAAGCUACCGAUCUUGCUACGAUUAAGCUCGACGGAUGAUUAUGAAUUUAUGGUGCGUAUUGCGUGCCUCCUUGAUUUCAAUGGCGUUCCUUAG